AUGGCGACCGAAGCUGAACAGCAAGCAGCAGCCAAUGCCUUCAUCCAGGAGGUAUGGGGCCUCCAAGGAGCGGCAUACCUCGUCAUAGUAUACACUGCUGAGUCAGUGGCUGCAUACUUCGUCGUCGCAUACUGGAAAGGCUUGGCGAACAACGGUAUAACACCUGCGCAACGUCAGGCGUUGAGGGACGAUCCGGAUAGUCCGGAAUGGGCACUUCGAGUCAAUGGAUCCAAAACUCAUGUGAUUGGACUCUUACUUUAUAUGACAUUGUUAUGGCUACUGAAAGGCUAUUGGGUCAUCUACUAUCUCCGCCUCACCGAAGGUGUGGCUUCAGCCAAGCGAUAUGCUCGUUGGGGCACUAUUAUCAUCCCCGUCACAUACGUAUCUUGCUUCUUGGUAGCCUUUCUCAAGUGCAUACCGUUUGAGAAGCAAUGGCAGGUCGACCCAGAGCCACAGAACUCUUGCCUACCAGCUAUCACAUAUAUACAGACCAUUUAUGUUAUGGCCAUGAAUACCGCCACUGACUUCUUUCUGAUGUCAAUUCCCCUUCCUAUGAUUUGGAAGGCUAGGAUGCCUUGGCGCAAGAAGGUCGUCAUCAUGUUCAUGUUCAGUGGCGCACUCUUGGAGAUGGUAUUCGGAAUCUUGAGGGCCGUGUCUAUUCUCACAAAAGGAAACACGGAUCCAGCUCAGUCGGGCUACUGGUCUGUUCGCGAAUCAUUCGUCAGUUUUGUCGUCACAAAUCUCCCCAUGGUCUAUCCACUUCUCAAGCGAGUCGUCGAGAAAACGGUCUCAGCUUCCAAGAGUGGCACCCGCACUCCAGGCCUAGGCGACAGUCAGGGUUACCGUCUCGGGGACUACAAAAACAAAGCCAAUUCACGAUCACGACCUGAUGAAACUGAUCUCGGAGACACGGUCUGGGGAUCGAAGGAUCAUAUUGUGCCCGCUGAUGGGCAAGCAAGUGGUGAUGACACCUCGAUUCAAAGUGCUAGCAAAGCACAUCGAGAUUCACAUCUUGGUAUAAAGUCUCAAAAUAUCGCAAAAGCCGUGGGUGGGCUCCAGCCGAGCAAGAGCCACGGGAAGAGACAAGGAUUGGAAGCAGGGCUUGGGGAGAUUAUGGUGACGUCCGAAUAUGUAGUACGGGUAGAUGAGUAA
This is a messenger RNA of Fusarium graminearum PH-1, 1152 nucleotides long. RefSeq lists its product as uncharacterized. The transcript has 6 exons. The record is from RefSeq and is a predicted model, not a curated record. NCBI's taxonomy places the organism in Eukaryota, Fungi, Ascomycota, Sordariomycetes, Hypocreales, Nectriaceae. The coding region runs from base 1 to 1152 and encodes 383 amino acids.